CCAUUAUCAUUGCCCUAAACCAAGACCAAAUUUGGGGUUUCCAUAAUCCAUCUACAGUGCUUUCAAACAGUGCUCCAUCUCCACCAUGCAUAUUAUCCCCUCUAUGGAAGAGCAUUUCAAAACCCAAUAUUUCUAGUGCUAAGAUAUUGGGAAAACGGCUUAAAAAUAUCCCCUUUGAUAUCUUCUGCUACUAUAUUUAGUCCUUUAUAAAAUAGACACAGACCCAGUGUCUUUGGCAAGCUUAUUUGCUUAUAUAACUAGUUACAUGUAAUAUGUGUGUGUGCGUGUUUGCGUGCGUGCGUGUGUGUGUGUGUGUGUGUGUGUGUGUGUGUGUGUGUGUGUGUGUGUGUAUUUUUGGGGUUGUGAGAAGACAAAACAAAGUGUGCCAAAUGGCUUUCCCAAAGGAGAAAGAAAGACAAGAGUAGAGAGAGAAAAAUAUCUCCAAUGACGUUUUGGUUUUUAUAUUUUUGCAUUAUAGCAUGGCCUACUGAACCCCAUCUAUUGAUCUUAUGUCUCGCCAAAUGAAAAAACAAAAAAGGUAUACUAGUAGUAGUAGUAGUAGUAGUAUCAUCUAUUUAUUAAGUAUCCAUACAUAUAUGCUUUCUUAUUCCUUCUUUGAACUUGGUGUCUCUCACUCUCAAAUCUCAUUCUCUCCGCUAAAAGAACCACGCUGAGCUUUUUCCGUCUUAAGAUCCUUUAUCAUUUGUGACAAAACUUACCCAGUAGCCAGUUUUUCAUUCCUCUAAUCUGUCUUUGAUAUUUUUCGACCUGCAUUUUAAGUACCCAUCUGGACAUAUUUUGGAGAAUACCCUUUUUUAUUUUUUUAUAUUAUUAUUAUUGUUAUUAUUAUUAUUUUUACUCCAUAAUCUGCAAAUCCAUUUGGCUUUAGACCUUCCCAAGUAAAACCCAGAUCGAAAUUUGUUUUUCUUUAAUUAACAAAAACAAAUAAUGAAUCCUCAAGUUCAAGUGAAGCAAGAGUUUCCAGGAGCAAGUUCAUCAUCCUAUUCAGGGAAGCCAUCUGUGGUUCCUCAGCCAAUGGAAGGACUUCAUGACUCAGGUCCUCCACCAUUUCUCAACAAGACUUAUGACAUAGUUGAAGACCCUUCUACAAAUCAUAUAAUUUCUUGGAGUAGAGGUAAUAAUAGCUUUGUUGUUUGGGAUCCCCAAAACUUUGCUAUGAGCCUUCUACCCAGAUACUUCAAGCACAAUAAUUUCUCAAGCUUUGUCAGGCAGCUCAACACUUAUGGAUUUAGAAAAGUUGAUCCUGAUAAAUGGGAAUUUGCUAAUGAGGGUUUUCUCAAAGGGCAAAAGCACCUUUUAAAGAAUAUCAGGAGGAGGAAGACCAGUACUCAGCCUCAGGCUUCACAGCAACCUUUGGAUCCUUGUGUUGAAGUUGGAAGAUUUGGAUUGGAUGGAGAAGUUGAACGUUUGAGGCGUGACAAACAGGUUCUAAUGGUGGAAUUAGUGAAACUUAGACAGCAACAGCAAAAUACUAGAACUUAUAUCCAAUCAAUGGAGGAUAGAUUAAAGAGGACUGAACUAAAACAACAACAUAUGAUGAAUUUCUUAGCUAGAGCAAUGCAGAAUCCAAACUUUGUUCAACAAUUACUUCAACAGAAGGACAAACGGAAAGAACUUGAGGAAGCAAUUACUAAAAAGAGAAGGAGAACUAUUGAGCAAGGUCCUAGUAAUGUUGUUGAAGCUGAUGAUUUAGGACAAGCUGGAGGAGGAGCUUUUGUAACAAUGGGAACCAAUGAUUACGGUCACAUACCUGAGUUUCAAGUUCCAGAGGUGGAAGAUAUUGCCAUUGACAUCCCAGGUAUAGGUGGAAGCCAAAAGAAUGGAGAGGAAGAAGUAUUAUUAGUGCAACAUGAAAGUAGAAGUAAAUACAUUGACGAUGGUUUCUGGCUAAAUCUUUUGAAUGAAGCUACUGAAGAAAAGACUGAUAUUGUGGGUGUUGAACAUGAAGAUGAGGAAGAUGUAGAUGCUUUGGUUGAGCAGCUUGGUUACUUGGCCUCUAGUCCCAAGUGAAGCAUCCGAGCUUGUUACCACAUUGCUUUCAUCAAGGGGAUAGCUGGGGUAGGAUCUGACUGGUCUAAUUAAUUUCUUGUGUUUUUUUUCCUACUUUGAUGCGGAAUUUCCAUCCUUUCAGUUUUCAAAUUAUUAUUAUUAUUAUUUUUUGGAUAUCACCAAAAGAAUUAAAUGCUGAUGAUACAUUAACAUUGUGAUUUGAACCACUGGAUUAAAUACAAAAACUAAAUUGCAUGAUGUCA
Molecule: messenger RNA, 2273 nt
Organism: Ziziphus jujuba (common jujube)
Lineage: Eukaryota; Viridiplantae; Streptophyta; Magnoliopsida; Rosales; Rhamnaceae
Product: heat stress transcription factor A-6b
Exons: 2
Coding region: 949-2031 (360 amino acids)
Biological process (GO): regulation of transcription by RNA polymerase II
Cellular component (GO): nucleus
Molecular function (GO): DNA-binding transcription factor activity; RNA polymerase II cis-regulatory region sequence-specific DNA binding
Source: RefSeq, a predicted model, not a curated record